GGCUAGGGUAGUUGUGCUUACUGAGUUUAUAUACUUAGAAUUUGCAGGUGUGCUGAUUGAACCUGCUUUGGUUGGAUUGAGCAAUGCUUUGGUUGGAUGCAUAUUGCGUGCAUGGCUCUCUCAGUCAGUAGUGAGGCAUGAACCUCAUUUCAUGUUCCCUGGCUUUACUUGCAUGUCAUUUUAGUAAUGUUGGGCAAAAUGGAAACUAGUGGAAUCUGCAAUCCUGUACAUGAACAAGGGUACCAAUGUCUCGAAGGUCACACACCGAACCCGGAUGGGCCAUAGGUUGCUCACCACUGUAUCCAGAUGUCUGCAUAACAUGUGACUGAUCAAGUCCCUUCUCUCCUUUCCAGAAGCCCCACUCAUGGAGAAGGGGAAUGCUGAUGGACAGCAGGCCAUGCCUUCAGGGAAGGUCCUUUCCCAGCUGCCUGUACUUGGCUUGAGAGCCAAGAGAGGAGCCAGUGAUGAGAACCAGCCUCCAAUUGAACAGAAACGUACCCGACGGCUCCCUAUGCCCACCAGGAGGGUGGCAGCCUCCAUUGCUACCACUUGUUCCAGGGUUUCGGCAGCAGCUGCAGUGCCCAGGGCUCAAAGAGAAGGUCGCCGGGCUUCACUCCGACCAGGACUGGCCCUCCCAGCAGCCUCAGUUGCAGAGGUCAUCAGGAGGCCAGUGCCUGUGGCAGCAGUUCCCAAGAGGGCAGCCCUUGCCCCAGCUGCAGGGAAUGAUGGGAAGAAGCGGGCAGCCUGGGACCUGAAGGGCCAGCUGACUGAUACGCGGGCCAAGAUGAGCGGCUACAAGGAGAAGGUGCAGAGACUGGAUGAGGAGAACCAGCAGCUCAAGAGGCAACUGCAGGAGCAGGUGGCUCAGAACCAGGAACUGAGCAGCCAGGUCAGCACACUGAGCUCCACACUGCACACAUUUGAGGAGCAGGCACGGCAGAGGCACCAGGAGGUAAUGGAACUGUCAGGCCUGAAGAAGCAACUGGAAGACCAGCUCACCUGCCAGAGCAGGACCAUUGGGGAGCUGGAGGGGACCAAGCAGGACUUGUCAGCCCUGCUGGAGACCAGAGAGGUGAAGCUGAAGCUGGUGGAGGGGAACCUGGCCCAGAGGGAGUGUGAGAACAAGGAACUAAGAGACCAGGUGGCAGCUCAGUUGCAGACCGUGGCCCAGCAGGAGGAGCGGCUGCACCAGCUGGAAAUGGAGAGAAGGCGGCUACACAACCUGGUGCAGGAGCUCAAGGGUAACAUCCGUGUGUUCUGUCGUGUGCGCCCCCUACUGGCCUGGGAGAAGGAGCGGCAGAAGGGGCUGGAGCACCUUCAUUUCCCUGUGCAGGACAACAAAGCCCUGGUGCUUUCCAAAGUGGAAGAGUCCCACAUUGGGCGUGACCGCAAGGGUGAUGUGAAAUAUGAUUUCAGCUUUGACCGGGUGUUCUCCCCUGCCUGCUCCCAGGAGGAGGUGUUUGAAGAGAUCGCGCUGUUGGUGCAGUCCGCUCUGGAUGGGUACCACGUUUGCAUCUUUGCCUAUGGGCAGACAGGCAGUGGUAAGACCUAUACCAUGGAGGGGCCAGAUGACAUGAACCCAGAGACUGUAGGUAUGAUUCCUCGGGCUGUGCAGCAGGUCUUCCAAGGGGCACGGCAAUUGGAGCCCAAGGGCUGGCAAUACCAUUUCACAGCCAACUUCUUGGAGAUCUAUAAUGAGUCGCUGCGGGACCUACUGGUGGGACGGCCGGAGCGGAGUGCCGAACUGGAGAUCAAACGGGUCAGCCAGAGCAGUGAAGAGCUGCAUGUGCCCAACCUGCGCUAUGUGCCCGUGAACUCCGAGGAUGAGGUGCUGAAGCUACUGCGAACAGCCAAGGCCAACCGCUCUGUGGCAAAGACAGCUUUAAAUGACCACUCCUCCCGCAGCCACAGCCUUUUCCAGCUACGCAUCGAGGGCUGGAACCCAAGCCGGGACUUGCACAGUAGCUCGGUGCUAAGCCUGGUGGAUCUGGCAGGCAGUGAGCGACUGGACAAGUCCUUCUCCAAGGGGGAGCGGCUGAAGGAGACCCAAGCCAUCAACACUAGCCUCUCUACCUUGGGAUUGGUCAUCAUGGCACUUUCUAACAAGGAGCCCCAUAUACCUUACCGGAACAGUAAGCUCACCUACCUGCUGCAGAACUCGCUGGGGGGAAACUCUAAGAUGCUGAUGUUUGUGAACAUCUCCCCCCUGGAGGAGAACUUCUCAGAGUCUCUCAACUCUCUGCGCUUUGCCAGCAAAGUGAAUGAAUGUGUCAUCGGGACAGCCCAUGUGAACAGGAAGUGAGCACCGGAAGCUGUAGCGGAGGGGGGGAGGAGAUGCUCUUGGUUUUUAAUAGUGGUAUGGAGUGUGGGGGGGGAGUGUCUUGUAAAUAAAACAUGUUUUGCA
Messenger RNA from Pelodiscus sinensis (Chinese soft-shelled turtle), 2404 nucleotides. The record is from RefSeq and is a predicted model, not a curated record. Lineage: Eukaryota; Metazoa; Chordata; Testudines; Trionychidae.